Molecule: messenger RNA, 2280 nt
Organism: Colletotrichum karsti
Lineage: Eukaryota; Fungi; Ascomycota; Sordariomycetes; Glomerellales; Glomerellaceae
Exons: 3
Coding region: 1-2280 (759 amino acids)
Source: RefSeq, a predicted model, not a curated record
AUGAGUGAAGAGCGCUCGUUCUCUAUGGAGAUUCCCAUCCGGCCUCGAGAGCCGCGUCACCGCGAUGACUCCGUUGCGCCGCAGACAAAAGUCGAAGAGGCCAUUCACUCGCCAUUCGAACACCACUUUCGCUUUUCUCAACCCCAACCGCAUCACGCAAAAUGUCCCGAAGGCUUGAAGAUCAUCUCGAGCGCGUUCAACAAGGUCAACCGCGACCGGUCCCCGACCUCGUCGACGAUGAGCUCAACCCAUGUCCCGGACUCUGCGACUACGUGCUCCAUGCCCAUGUCGCCCACAUCGUCAACGUUUACGCGAGCGACCACCCCGGAUCUCGACGGGCCCGAGCGCUUGCCGACCCCGUUCCUCGCGACGAGGUCCCGGACGAGCGGGCACCGGUACCGGGAGUCGUGCGAUUCCGGGUCGACCUUCGUGAAUUCCAUCAACGAGGAGAGGUUUCCGGCGUAUCCGGACUCGUAUGAUGUGCGCUUCAAGGAGGAGAUGUUGCCGCGCAUGGAUAUCCAGGAGCCAGAAGACGAUGACACCAACGACGCCCCCAAUGAUUUGCGACAUUCAGCGGGAACCCCCAGACCUCCGAGCAUCGAUGAAGCGCCCGAGUCUCCUCGAGUGAGUGCGGUACCGGCUCGCCCAUUGAAUGGAAGAAUGAGUUUCGACUCCGGCUCCGACCGUCUUUCGCGGGCUUGGGAACCGGUAACCCCGACGCCGAUUGAUUGCUCCAACGAGGAGGCCGACGCCGUUCUCAACUACGUCUUGCAGGUCGCCUACGGCGUGGAGCUCGACGAGGUCACCAUGCCCCCGGUCUUCCUCCGUCAAUUCGUCUUUCGAUUCAUUCAAGACAUUGGCAGGCUUGCCUUCAGCGGCUUCCCCGUUACCCAGCUUACGCACACAACAUCUACCUCUUCCAACGGGUCGGUGCCUCUUGCGAGAAGAUCUGGGUCCGGCCGGGGGUCCCAAAACGGUAAACGCAAGAAGGGCGAUGCCGGCCGGGCAGACGGUGAAGAAGACGGCGACGACUUGACCGAAGACGAGGGUGACUCCAAUGUUCCUUACAAGAGGGCGAGGCCCUCGCCCAGGGAAGCGGAGGAGAACCUGAGACUGAGCUGCCCGUUCCGCAAGAGGAACCCUCAUCGAUUCAACGUCAGGGAACACCACUCGUGUGCGAUGACUUACUUUCCCAAAUUCGCUGAGUUGAGACAACACAUUGUCAAGCAACAUAAGCGGCACGACCCCUCGGCAUUCAUGUGCGAUCGGUGCAACCGAGAUUUCCCUAGUAAAAAGGACCUCCGAGAUCACCAACGGCUGCCCAGAGAGCAGAUGUGCGAGGUCUCUGACCACGAUCCCGAGUCUGGUAUCGACGGUCCCACCAUGACGAAGUUGCUUUCCAGGAAGCGGGCGAGCGGCAUGACUCCCGAAGUGCAAUGGAAGGAGAUCUGGAAUCUUCUCUUCCCUGACGAUGCCGACUAUCACGUCAAGCCGUUUGACUUCUGUCCCGUCAUUGAGCACUUCGAGUUGCAGACCCAGUUCAUGAACAGUCUCAAGGCCGUUGAGGGUAACCUCCGAAACAAGGGUCUGAAUGAGCAGGCGCUUGAGACUAUUGGCAACAUCUACCGCAACCAGUUCAUGCAGGUGAUCGACCAGUGUAUCGCCAACGCGCAGAACAUGCCUUAUUCCAACAGGAGUAACCGCAAGAACGAGCCGUCACCGUCGCGGUCCCUGGUCCCUCGCCACGUAACCCGCACCAUCCCCCGACCGGACUCUGGUGUCGAUGUCGACGAGGGUUCAGAGGACAGUCAAUCGGUAGCCGUCUUCUCUGGAGUCUUUGAUGGCCAGGGCAUGCUGGGCCAUUCGGAUAGCGUGCGAACUGUCCGAAGAGUGUCUUCCACCUCUUCCGAAGCCAUGGGCUCGGUGCCGCCCCAUACACUGCAGCCCUUGAUGGAGCAAGUGCCGGCCCCAGACCUGGGCCUUGGAGGAGACUCUUUCGCGCAGAUGCUGCAGCAGCAACAGCAGCACACCCCUGAACAGCGACAACGGGGACUGGAGCAGAUGGCCCCUUUCAUGCCCAUGGCGGGAAUGACGCCCGAGAUGGCAGCACAUAUUUGGGGUUACCAAGGCAGCAAUGUUGCACCAACACCACCACCAGGCCAGAUGGACAUGUUCGUUCCAACAACCGAUGGGGGUGAGCAGAGCCAAUUCCUGGAAUGGAGCUCGAUGCAGGGAAACAACGGGCUGUACGAUUUUACCGGGUACACCAUGCCCCGAUAA